Eucalyptus grandis is the source of this 699-nucleotide messenger RNA. RefSeq lists its product as uncharacterized. The transcript has a single exon. Lineage: Eukaryota; Viridiplantae; Streptophyta; Magnoliopsida; Myrtales; Myrtaceae. Bases 1 to 699 code for a protein of 232 amino acids. The record is from RefSeq and is a predicted model, not a curated record. Gene Ontology annotation, molecular function: RNA-DNA hybrid ribonuclease activity; nucleic acid binding.
AUGUGGCCGAGUAUGAGGCUUGCAUCCUCGGACUUCAAGCCUGUCGAGAUGGGUGUGGCCAAGUUAAUGGUAUUUGGAGAUUCGGCACUGAUCAUAUUACAGACAGUAGGUGAGUGGAAGACCAAGGAUGCCAAGUUGCUCCCGUACCACGAGUACUUAGAAGAUCUGGUAAAGGAGUUUGAAGAAAUUUCAUUUGAAUACUUGCCAAGGUCUCAUAAUCAAUUUGCGGAUGCACUCGCGACUUUGUCAUCUAUGUUACAAGUCACUGAUGGGUUAGAGGUUGAGCCUUUGAAGAUAGAGGUGUUGCCGAAGCCGGCUUCUUGUAUGAUUAUAACGGAAGAACCCGAUGGAAAACCGUGGUAUUACGAUAUCAUGAACUACAUUAAAAGGCAGGAAUUUCCCAAAGGAAGCACUCCUUCCGAUAGGAAGUACAUCACGAAGAUGGCCUCAAAAUUCUUCGUCGGUGGUGAGAAUUUGUACAAGAGAUCCUAUGAUUCAGUUUUGUUACGGUGUGUGGAUGCAACCAAAGCCACUCAAAUCAUGCAAGAAGUGCACGAAGGAAUAUGUGGUCCUCAUAUGAAUGGGCACAUGAUGGCCAAGAAGAUUAUGAGAUUAGGCUACUAUUGGCUCACACUAGAAAGUGACUGCAUCAAGCAUGUACGGAGUUGUCAUCGUUGCCGAUCCAUGGCGAUAAGAUAA